AUGUUAUCCAGAAGUGUAAGUUCAUCGAUUAAGCGUAGUGCUAAAACUACCACAUUAAAGGCUAGAGCAGUAACGACUUUGAAGACUGCCAAUGCUUCGCCAUCAUUGACCAGAUCACUUUACACAUCCAUUAACAAUAACAACCAAUCUUCAAGUUUAAAAGCCAACACCACCAUUACUACUAAAACCAAUGCUUUCAAUACUCCAUUCACAUUCCAAAGAUUUGCAUCAACCAAGGUGAAGGUGCCGGAUAUGGCGGAGUCUAUCACUGAAGGUACUUUGGCUGCUUUCACAAAGGAAGUUGGCGACUUUGUAAAACAAGAUGAAACAAUUGCCACCAUCGAAACAGACAAAAUCGAUGUCGAAGUCAACUCACCAGUCUCUGGUACCAUCAAGAGCUUCUUGGUUGACGUUGAAGCUACCGUUGAAGUUGGCCAAGAAAUUGCUGAAAUUGAAGAAGGUGACGCACCAGCUGCCGGUAAUGAAGGCGCCGAAAAGGCAAAACCAGAAGAAUCUUCAAAGAAGGAUGAAGGAAAGGAGGAAAGCAAACCAGAGCCAAAGAAGCAAGAUGCUGAAAAGAGCAAACCUCAACCUUUUAAAAAGGAAGAGUCCAGCAGCAAACCAGCCUCUUCUUCCUCUUCAAAGAAGGACACUUCAGCUAAAGAGUCAUCUUCAACACCAUCAUUCACCAACUUUUCCAGAAACGAAGAAAGAGUCAAGAUGAACAGAAUGAGAUUGAGAAUUGCCGAGCGUCUUAAGGAAUCUCAAAACACUGCUGCCUCAUUAACCACAUUCAACGAGGUUGACAUGUCCAACUUGAUGGAGAUGAGAAAAUUAUACAAGGACGAAUUCCUCGACAAGACCGGUAUAAAGUUGGGAUUCAUGGGUGCGUUCUCCAAGGCUGCCUGCUUAGCUGCCAAAGAUAUUCCCGCUGUUAACGCAUCAAUCGAAAACAACGACACAUUGGUGUUUAGAGACUACACUGAUAUUUCAAUUGCUGUUGCUACACCAAAAGGUUUGGUCACCCCAAUUGUGAGAAACGCCGAGUCAAGAUCCAUCUUGGGCAUUGAACAAGAAAUUGCCAACUUGGGUAAAAAGGCCCGUGACGGUAAGUUGACCUUGGAAGACAUGACUGGUGGUACAUUCACCAUCUCUAACGGUGGUGUGUUUGGUUCCCUUUACGGUACACCAAUCAUCAACAUGCCACAAACCGCUGUGUUGGGAUUGCACGGUGUCAAAGAAAGACCAGUCACUGUUAACGGACAAAUUGUUUCAAGACCAAUGAUGUACUUGGCCUUGACUUAUGACCACAGAGUCUUGGAUGGUAGAGAAGCCGUGACUUUCUUAAAGACAAUUAAGGAAUUGAUUGAAGACCCAAGAAAGAUGUUGCUUUUGGAAUAA
Molecule: messenger RNA, 1401 nt
Organism: Lodderomyces elongisporus
Lineage: Eukaryota; Fungi; Ascomycota; Pichiomycetes; Serinales; Debaryomycetaceae
Gene: KGD2
Product: alpha-ketoglutarate dehydrogenase
Exons: 1
Coding region: 1-1401 (466 amino acids)
Biological process (GO): tricarboxylic acid cycle
Cellular component (GO): mitochondrion; oxoglutarate dehydrogenase complex
Molecular function (GO): dihydrolipoyllysine-residue succinyltransferase activity
Source: RefSeq, a predicted model, not a curated record